Messenger RNA from Zonotrichia leucophrys gambelii, 25282 nucleotides. It is a transcript of the gene MACF1, whose product is annotated as microtubule actin crosslinking factor 1. Gene Ontology annotation, cellular component: actin cytoskeleton; intermediate filament; cytoplasm. The transcript is spliced from 95 exons. The record is from RefSeq and is a predicted model, not a curated record. Lineage: Eukaryota; Metazoa; Chordata; Aves; Passeriformes; Passerellidae. Gene Ontology annotation, molecular function: cadherin binding; microtubule binding; structural molecule activity. Gene Ontology annotation, biological process: regulation of focal adhesion assembly; regulation of microtubule-based process; wound healing. Bases 69 to 23879 code for a protein of 7936 amino acids.
AAGCCCCGCUUGGGAUUUAUUCGGGAGCCGGCGACUCGCUCAGCUGCCUUCCUGCCGAGCAGCGGGAGAUGGGGAAUUCGCUGGGCUGCGUUAAAGAGCAGAAGGAAAAAGCUGCGGGGAAGAAGGCACCGCUGUCUCCCAAAAAAAGGGUGCGCUUCAAGCGGAGGCGGAGAGGGAAGAGGAGAGCGAUGCCCGAGGCGGCCCCGCAGGAGGAGCCGCCGCCGCUGGAGGUGGCCGAGGAUGAGGAUGAGGCGCUCAAAGCGAAGGCAUCCCCAAGGCAGGAGGGAGGGGAGGAGGAGCCCUCCGGCAGCCGGGACGCCGAUUUGGGUGCGCUGCAUCCCGGCAUCAUCGUGCAGGUGAAGGAGCGCUUCCAGGGCGAGCUGCAGAAAGCGCGCCUGGUGCUGGAGCCGCAGCGGCCGGGUGUGGCGGGAGCUGCCCGGGAGGAAGGCACCACCGUCAUCGCCCGCCUGCUGGACAACCCGGCCGACAAGGACUGCGAGAAGGCAGUGAGCCGCCUGGUCGAGCUGCAGAGGAGCGGCAGCUGCCGGGCUGUGCUGCUGCCGCUGCGCGCGGGGACCGAUGGCCGUGCUGGGACACUGCUGUCCCCGGCCAGCGCCGUGCCCGGCCGGGAACCAGCACCCAGGGAUGCUUGGAAAGGAGGAAGCGAUGAACCCGUGCCCGGCCCGGAACCAGCACCCAGGGAUGCUUGGAAAGGAGGAAGCGAUGAACCUGUGCCCAGCCUGGAACCAGCACCCAGGGAUGCUUGGGGGAAAGGAGGCAGCGAUGAUCCCACCUCCAGCACCGCCUGGACCUGCUCCUCCUCCUCCGCAGCAGAGCCGGGCACCGUGUCCGAGCUGUCCACGCCGUCCCCCAUGGUGGAUCAGCUGGAGAACCCCAGCGUGGGGAGAGGCUCGGGGCUGCCGUCGGAGGGAGAUGGGGCCGGGCCGGCGGCGUCCCGCAGCGCCUCGUCCCUGAGCGGCAGCGCGGCGCGCAGCUCCUCGGGGUACGGCAGCGAGCGGCCGGCCAAGGGCACCGCAGCUGCUGGGAGCACGGUGGCACCCGCUGAUGGUGGCCUCAGGCUCGCUCCGGAGGGCCGGGCUUGCAGGGGGAGCUCGGGGACAGCCGGAGCAAUGAUCUCUGACAUCUACAUCAGCGGGGAGCUGGGGGAUAUGUCAGCCAAGGAGAAGCUCCUGCUGUGGACACAGAAGGUGACAGCAGGUUACAUCGGGCUGAAGUGCACCAACUUCUCCUCCUGCUGGAGCGAUGGCAAGAUGUUCAACGCCCUCAUCCACAGAUACAGGCCAGAUCUGGUGGACAUGGAGAGGGUGCAGAUCCAGAGCAACAGGGAGAACCUGGAGCAGGCCUUCGAGAUCGCCGAGCGCCUGGGGGUCACUCGGCUGCUGGAUGCUGAAGAUGUGGACGUUCCCUCUCCAGAUGAGAAAUCUGUGAUAACUUAUGUGUCUUCAAUCUACGAUGCCUUUCCCAAAGUCCCCGAGGGAGGAGAAGGGAUCAGCGCCAUCGAGGUGGAUUCGAGGUGGCUGGAGUACCAGACCCGCGUGGAGUCCCUCAUCUCGUGGAUCAAGCAGCACACGAUACUCAUGUCAGACAAAUCCUUCCCCCAGAACCCUGUAGAGCUAAAGGCACUUUAUAACCAGUACAUACACUUCAAAGAAACUGAAAUCCCAGCAAAAGAGCAGGAAAAAGGACAGAUAGAGGAGCUCUACAAACUGCUAGAGGUUUGGAUUGAGUUUGGGCGCAUCAAGCUGCCCCAGGGCUACCACCCCAACGACGUGGAGGAGGAGUGGGGCAAGCUCAUCAUCGAGAUGCUGGAGCGCGAGAAGCUCCUGCGGCCGGCGGUGGAGAGGCUGGAAUUGCUGCUACAAAUCGCUAACAAAAUCCAGAAUGGUGCUCUGAGCUGUGAGGAAAAGCUCACCCUGGCCAAGAACACGCUGCAGGCUGACGCUGCUCACCUGGAGGCAGGCCAGCCCGUGCAGCACGAGGCCGACGUGGUGGCGUUCCUGCAGGAGAGCGAGGGGCUCAUCCGCCAGCUCCAGGUGGACGUGCAGAUCCUCCGCGACGAGAACUACUACCAGCUGGAGGAGCUGGUGUUCAGGACCAUGAGGCUGAAGGACGAGCUGGUGACGCUGAGGUUGGAGUGCACCAACCUGUACAGGAAGGGCCAUUUCUCCACCCUGGAGCUGGUGCCCACGUCCACGCUGAGCACCACACACCCCAAGGGCGAGUCCCUGACCAAGGGGCUCCACACCUCCUCGGCCUCCUGGUUCAGGAAGCCCAUGACCAGGACGGAGCUGGUGGCCAUCUCCUCCUCUGAAGAUGAAGGCAGCCUUCGCUUCGUCUACGAGCUGCUGGCCUGGGUGGAGGAGAUGCAGAUGAGGCUGGAGCGGGCAGAGUGGGGCACUGACCUGCCCAGUGUGGAAUCCCAGCUGGAGACCCAGAGGCACAUCCAUGCCAGCGUGGAGGACCUGGGAUCCAGCGUGAAGGAGGCCAGGAUGUAUGAGGGCAAAAUGUCUCCGAAUUUCCGCGCCAGCUACACAGAGACACUGGGCAAGCUGGAGACUCAGUACUGCAAACUGAUGGAAACCUCGAGCUUCAGGCUGAGGCACCUGCAGAGCCUGCACGGAUUCGUGUCCAGGGCCACUGCUGAGCUGAUCUGGCUGAAUGAGAAGGAGGAGGAGGAACUGGCCUACGACUGGAGUGACAACAACCCCAACAUUGCAGCCAAGAAGAAUUACUUCUCGGAGCUGACAGCAGAGCUGGAAGAGAAGCAGGACAUCUUCCGUUCCCUCCAGGACACGGCUGAGCUGCUCUCCCUGGAGAACCACCCUGCCAAGCAAACCGUGGAGGCCUACAGUGCUGCUGUGCACACCCAGUGGCAGUGGAUCAAGCAGCUGUGCCUGUGCGUGGAGCAGCACGUCAAGGAGAACGCUGCCUAUUUCCAGUUCUUCAGCGACGCCCGGGAGUCGGAGACGUACCUGCGCAACCUGCAGGACUCCAUCAAAAGGAAAUAUUCCUGCGACCACAACACGAGCCUGACACGGCUGGAGGACCUGCUGCAGGACUCCAUGGAUGAGAAGGAGCAGCUGAUCCAGUCCAAGAGCUCCGUGGCCAGCCUGGUGGGACGCUCCAAGAGCAUCGUCCAGCUGCGGCCCAGGAACCCAGAGCACGCCGUGAGGAGCACCAUCCCCAUCAAGGCUGUCUGUGACUACAGGCAGAUCGAGAUCACCAUCUGCAGGAACGACGAGUGUGUCCUGGAGGACAAUUCCCAGAGGACCAAGUGGAAGGUGAUCAGCCCCACAGGGAACGAGGCCAUGGUGCCUUCUGUCUGCUUCCUGAUCCCCCCACCCAACAAAGAGGCCAUCGAGAUGGCCAACAGGGUGGAGCAGCUGUACCAGAAGGUGAUGGCUCUCUGGCACCAGCUGCACAUGAACACCAAGAGCCUCAUCUCCUGGAACUACCUGAGGAAGGACAUAGCCCUGGUGCAGAGCUUCAGCAUGGAAAAGCUGAGAUCCUUGGCUCAGGGGGAGUGUCAGCAAGCGCUGAAGAGCCUGCAGGGCCACUACGAGGAUUUCCUGCAGGACAGCCGCGACUCAGAGCUGUUCUCCGUGUCGGACCGGCUGCGCCUGCAGGAGGAAGUGGAGUCUUCCAAGGAACACAUCCGGCAGCUGCUGGAGUCCAUGGAGAACGAGGACAAGGAUGAGACCGUGGCCAGGACGUACCUGUCCGAGCUGAGGAACGUCCGCCUGCGGCUGGAGGAGUGCGAGCAGCGGCUCGUGAGCCGCAUCCAGGCCCCGAGCAGCGCCCGGGCAGACGCUGACACCAUCCAGGAGAACACCCUGCGCAUUGCAGAGCAGGAGCGCACGCAGGAGGAUCUGCAGCAGCUGCAGUCGGAGCUCAGGGUUGUGUCUGAGAGGUGCUACAGCUUCCUGGACAAAGCUCCUGCCGGGCCCAGCACGCCCCAGCUGCGCUCAGAGCUGGACCUGGUGGUGAACAAGAUGGAGCAGACCCAUGGGCUGUCUUCCAUCUACCUGGAAAAGUUGAAGACGGUUGACAUCAUUAUCCGCAGCACCCAGGGAGCAGAAUCCCUGGUCAAGGGCUACGAGGUGAAGCUGAGCCAGGAGGAGGCUGUUCCUGCUGACCUGGCAGCCAUUCACACCCACAGGGCGGCCCUGCAGCAAUGGCUCGGCGAGGUGAAGGACAAGGGCUCCGUGUUCUCCAGGCUGGAGGAGGAGAUGGCGAGGGCGAAGGAGGUGGGGGAGCAGCUGUUCAGGCUGAGGCAGGAGCGCAGCAUCGACCUGGAGCGCUUCCAGGAGAAGGGCAGCCAGCUGUGGGACCGCUGGCAGCGAGUCUGCGCCCAAAUUGAGACCCGCCACACGGAGCUGGAGAGCAUCCAGGAGGUGCUGAGCGAUUACCGGCAGUGCCACAGCGCCCUGAUCCAGUGGAUUGAGGAGAUCACAGCCCAGCAGGAGCUGAUGAAGCCCGGCCAGGCUGAGGACAGCCGGGUGCUGUCGGAGCAGCUCAGCCAGCAAACGGCUUUGGCUGCAGAAAUUGAGAAGAACCAAGCCAAGCUGGACCAGUGUCAGAAAUUCUCCCAGCAAUACUCGGCUGCUGUCAAGGACUAUGAGCUGCAGCUGAUGACCUACAGGGCCUUCGUGGAGUCGCAGCAGAAGUCGCCCAUGAAGCGCCGGCGGAUGCUCUCCUCCUCAGAUGCCAUCACCCAGGAGUUCAUGGAUUUGAGGACUCGUUACACAGCCCUGGUCACUCUGACCACCCAGCACGUGAAGUACAUCAGUGACGCUCUGCGGCGCCUGGAGGAGGAGGAGAAAGUGGUGGAGGAGGAGAAGCAGGAGCACGUGGACAAGGUGAAGGAGCUCCUGGGCUGGGCCCUGGGCUUGAAGCAGAGUGUGCAGGGCAGGGCAGCUGCUGCUGGCAGCAGAGAGCUGGGAGACAUUGAGAAAUCCAUCUCAGAGCAGCAGGCCCUGAAUGAGGAGCUGACUGCAAAGAAGGAGCAGGUCUCUGAGGCCAUCAAAACCUCCCAAAUCUUCCUGGCAAAACACAGCCACAAGCUCUCCCAACCAGAAAAGGACCAGAUUUCUGCUCAGAUUGGUGCUCUGAAGGAAACCUACCAGGCUCUCUGCAGCAACUCCACGGAGCAGCUCCAGCAGCUCCAGAGCCAGCUGGCUCAGGAGACAGAGCACAAGGGCAGCGAAGCCGUGGCAGGAGUGAUCGAUCUUGGCACGGUAGAAAUAUUCCCUGUGUUUGGUGCCAUGCAGAGAGGUCUGAUAGAUCAGGACACAGGCCUGGUCCUCCUGGAGGCCCAGGUGAUCUCCUCUGACUUAGUUGUCCCAGAGACCAGUGAGAAACUCUCCUUGGAGGAAGCCCUGGCAAGAAACAUCAUUGAUCCCAGGGCGUUCCAGGUGCUGCAGGAACUGAAGGAUGCCCUCCAGCAGGUGGAAGAGAUCAGAUGUGAAGGGAGGCAGCUCCUCCCCGUCGCUGCUGCCAUAGAAGAGGGCAGGAUCAGUGAGAGCGUUGGGCUGAAGAUUCUUGAGGCUGAGCUCCUCACCGGGGGCUUUAAAUUCCAGCAGGGCAGAAUCAGCAUGGAGGCAGCAGUGCAAGAAGGGCUCCUUCCCCCCCAGCUCCACUCCAGGCUCCUGUCUCACCUGGAAUGUGGCAAGGAUCUGAUUGACCCCAACACUGCUGAGAAGAUCAGCCUGCCUGAGCUCCUGGACAGGUGCAUCACCCACCACGAGACCGGGCUGAGGCUGCUCCCAGUCAGGCAGCUGGCGGGUGGCAUGGUGAGCCUGAGGUCAGGCAGGGAGGUCAGCAUCUUCCGUGCUCUCCAGGAGGGGCUCAUAGACAGGCAGGUGACCACCAGGCUGCUGGAAGCCCAGCUCUUUGCUGGUGGCAUUGUGGACCCCAGGACAGGGCACAGGCUGACCGUGGAUGAGGCUGUCAGGCACCAUUUGAUCGAGCAGGAUUUGGCCUGCACGCUCCUCAUCCGGCAGCUCCAGACCGGUGGGAUCGUGGACACCACCACGGGAGAGAGGCUGAGCAUGGAUGAAGCCCUGAGGAGGGGUUUGGUGGCUCCAAGGACGGCCCUGCUGGUGCUGGAAUCCCUGUGGUCCUUCAUGGGGCUGCUGUGGCCAGAGACAGGGGAGGUCAUCCCCGUUGCAGAUGCUUUGGAGCAGGGGAUGCUCUCCACGGAGUUGAUGGAGGAGGCUCUGAGCAAGAGGCAGCUCCUGCAGGCUGUUUUUAUCCCAGAAACCACAGAGGUGGUGUCCUGGCAGAGGGCAGUGGAGCAGGGCAUCCUGGACAGGGAGGUGGUGAAGGAGCUGAAAGCAACAGCCAUCCCUGAUGUCCUGGCCAGCGUGCAGCUCUCUGGAGCUCCAAGCAGGAGCCAGAGCUCCCCUGGAAGGAGCCCCACGGGUCAGGAGAAACCUCUGCAGCUCUCUGGAGCUCCAAGCAGGAGCCAGAGCUCCCCUGGAAGGAGCCCCACGGGUCAGGAGAAACCUCUGCAGCUCUCUGGAGCUCCAAGCAGGAGCCAGAGCUCCCCUGGAAGGAGCCCCACGGGUCAGCAGGAACCUCUGCUGAGGAGUGAUGGUGAAAGGCUGAUGUUCCACCUGAUGACCCACAGCUACAUCAACAUUCACGAUGGCCAGAAGGUGCUCCUGGUGGAUGCAGAGUUGAAGAAUCUCACUAAAGCUCUCAUCCAAAGCCAGGAAAAUGGAUCCUGUGCACAGGUGUUGGAAGGCUUUGAGGAGGCAGAGGCAUCUCUUGAAAGCAAACCUUGCAAUGGUUUGGCUUUGCAGCAGCUUGAGCUUCAAUUUGCUCCUUCAAAAGGUGAAAGUGAGAAGAUCCUACCACCCAAAACUGCUCUGGAGAAUGGGGAGGUGGUGGUGGGACCUGAAAGUCUCCUCUUGGAGGAUGCAGAGGAUUUCCUGCGUGUGGAAGAGCAGGAGCAGAUUUCCACUGAGCUGGAGAGCAUCAGGAGUGAAACUGAUGCUGAAUUUGGAAAAGAACAGGUGACUUUUAUAACCAGGGAUAAACAUCAGGUAAAAUUAUUGAUGCCAGAACCUCCCAGUGACCUUGGUAGUGGAUUAACCAGAGAAACAGAGGAAAUGAUGAUUGAGACAGAGGAGUCCAAGCCUCCUGCAGCAGAUGCCAUGGAAGGUCCCGAAUAUCAGAAGAGGGCAUUGGAAAGUGGGGCAGUGGUUGUGAAAAGUGAAAUCUGCAUAACAAUGGGCGUUCCAGAAAGCAGAGACGGGCUGAAAAUGGUGGCAGAGAGGUCUCAGGGUGUGAGGGAGCCUGAAGGAGGGGCAGAAGAUGUGAGAGAUGUGAGAGGGGUUUAUUUGCUGAAGGAGGGGACAGUUGAAAAUGGUGUGCUGGCAGGAGAGGAGGUUGUGCUGCUCCCUGCACGUGGGGAGGCAGCACCAGCAGAGAGGCAAAGCAAGGAGCUGGAAACUGUGCUGAAGGUGGAGGAAGGAGAGUGGGAAGAAGUUCUGGGUGAUGAGGGCGUUGAGGAACCAUCCCUGCCACCCCAUGAAGAGCGGGAAGCAGAGGACACAGGAGAGCAGGAAGAAGUUUUGGGUGAUGAGGGUGUUGAGGAACCAUCCCUGCCACCCCAUGAGGAGCAGGAAGCAGAGGACACUUUGGAAAAGCUCCUGAUGCAGCUCCAAAGUGGUGGCAUCACCCACGAGCAGACGGGCAGGACCCUGCUGCUGGAUGAGGCCGUGGCCUCUGGGGUGGUGUCCGGCCACACAGCUGUAAAACUCAUGGAGAAGAUGAAGAUGUUCAGUGGCUUCUUUGACCCUCAGGCCUGUGAAUCCCUGACCACUGAGGACGUGAUUGAAGAAGGUCUGAUGGAUGAGGAGCUGCUCCAGAAGGUCCUCACGUCUGACAAAGCCAUAAGUGGCGUCCUUGACCCGGGCAACAACUUUGUCUACUCCAUCAAGGACGCUGCUGCCGUUGGCCUUCUGGACAAGGAGACAGCCAUGAGGAUCCUGGAAGGGCAGGUGGUCACUGGGGGCAUUGUUGACUUGAAACGUGGCAAGAAAGUGUCAGUGACUUUGGCUUCAAAUCUGGGCCUCAUAGAGCCAACGAGCCAGGCAGAGCUGGUCAAGCUGGAGAAGGCUUCCAAGGGGAAAGGCACUGAUGAGGUGACCAGGCAGAAGCUCAUUGAUUUGCAGGCUGAGACCAGUGGGAUUGUGGAUCCUGCAAGCAAGCAGCCUUUGACUGUGGCAGAGGCUGUUGAAAAGGGGCUCCUGGAGAAGGAAAAAGCCUUUCAGCUCUUGACCAAGCAGGUUGGUGAUGGAGGGAUCAUCCACCACGUGUCUGGGAUGAGGCUGUCGGUGGACAAUGCCAUGAAGCACGGUUUGAUCAGUCCAGACCUGUGCAAGGAGCUCAGGAAAGCUGAAAGCGUGGUCCUGCAGGGCUUUGUGCACCCAGCUACAAAGGAGAAGCUGCCCUUGCCCCAGGCAGUGUCACUGGGGCUCCUCAGCCCAGAAUUCCAGAGGAAAGUGCAGGAAAUCCAGGCUGAGAGUGGGAGCAUCCUCCAUCCAGCUUCUGGCCAGCGGCUGGCGCUGAGUGAGGCGGUGCAGGAGGGCCUGGUGCCCCAGCAGGUGGUGGAGAAAGCCCUGUCAUCUUCAGCAAUGAGAGAAGGCAUUGUAGACCCCGAGAGCUGCCAGAUCACCCCCUACUCAGAGUUCCUGAAGAAAUGCAAAAUCGACAUCGAAUCCGGCCAGCGGUACCUGGAGGUGCAUCCCUUGCAGGCCAUCAGGGACGAGGCGACAGGGACCAAGCUGCCGUGUGCCCAGGCAGUGAGGCUGGGCAAGGUGGACCCCCUGCCCGCCCUGAGGCUGCUGCAGGCACAGGCAGACGCUGGAGGCGUGGUGGAAGGCUCUGUGAGCAAGAGGCUGUCCCUGAGGGCAGCUGUGGAGCAGGGCGUGCUGGAUGAGGCCAUGGCCAAAGUCAUCGCCAACAACCAGCUCAGGGCUGGGGGAAUCGUGGAUGCCCCCGGUGGGAAAAGGUUGACUGUGAAGGAAGCUGUUGGGAAAGGAUUGAUUAGCCAAAAAUUAGCUGCUGGUCUUCAAGACGUGCAAAUAUCCAAGGAGAAGGUUGGCUCUGAGGUGUUCAAAGUGGAAAAAAUAGAAAAAUUAUCUCCAAAAGAGGAAGGUGUCAUCCUCCCUGCCAGGUCUGAUGGUGCUGAGCCCAAAGCUCAUCCUGAAGCUGUGAGCUAUGACCCAGCUCAGGCUGUUGGGAAAGGGCUGAUUAGCCAAAAAUCAGCUGCUGGCCUUCGGGAUGUGCAAAUGUCCGAGGAGAAAGUUGGUUCUGAGGUGUUCAAAGUGGAAAAAAUGCAACUUUUGCAGGAAAAAAUAGAAAAAUUAUCUCCAAAAGAGGAAGGUGUCAUCCUCCCUGCCAGGUCUGAUGGUGCUGAGCCCAAAGCUCAUCCUGAAGCUCUGAGCUAUGACACAGCUCAGGCUGUUGGGAAAGGGCUGAUAAGCCAAAAAUCAGCUGCUGGUCUUCAAGACGUGCAAAUAUCCAAGGAGAAGGUUGGCUCUGAGGUGUUCAAAGUGGAAAAAAUGCAAGUUUUGCAGGAAGAAAUAGAAAAAUUAUCUCCAAAAGAGGAAGGUGUCAUCCUCCCUGCCAGGUCUGAUGGUGCUGAGCCCAAAGCUGUGAGCUAUGACACAGCUCAGGCUGUUGGGAAAGGGCUGAUUAGCCAAAAAUCAGCUGCUGGCCUUCGGGAUGUGCAAAUGUCCGAGGAGAAAGUUGGUUCUGAGGUGUUCAAAGCGGAAAAAAUGCAGGAAAAAAUAGAAAAACUGUCUCCAAAAGAGGAGGUUGUCAUCCUCCCUGCCAGGUCUGAUGGUGCUGAGCCCAAAGCUCACCCUGAAGCUGUGAGCUAUGACACAGCUCAGAGUGCAGCUGCAGCCACUGAGAAAUCCCCCAAAGCACGGACAGAAAGGGAAUUAAAACCCCAGGAAGCUUCAGAGGGUGCUGUCCAUCCCCAAGAUGAACAUCAUCAUCAUCACCUUCAUCACCCCCAGGCAAAGGCUGAGGUGACUCCAGAGCUCCCCUCAGUGUUGGGGACAGUGUCCCUACCUGGAGAGGCAGUGGUGACAGCAGCUGUGGAAAAAGGGAUCCCAAAAGGCACCUCCCAAGUGAGAGCAGCCCAGGGCAAGGAAUUGAGGGAAGAAAUGGAUGGAGGGACAGAGAAAGUUGAGAGACAGGGCUUGGAGAAGGGCACAGAGGUGCUUCACAAGGAGGAUGAUGAGGAGAGGAGGAAGAGGAGAGAGUUUGUAAGUGCAGAGGGAGUUGUGGCAGGUGGAGAAGGUGCAGUGGUGAUUUCUGGGCAAGGAGAGGGAGUGACCAGCGUGGUCCAGGAGACACCAGCAGCCCCGAGGGAAUCUGUCAGUGUGGGCACAGGGAAGGGAGGGAUGGGUCCUGCAGAACCCCCUGAGCUUGGUGUUCCUGUGGGAGAUGAGCUUGCAGGGAAAAAAGCUGCCAAACACACAGAAAGAGAAACCCCUCGCAUAGAAAGUGCCGUUGGUCAGGAAAAACCAAGCGAAACUGAGCUAAAACCUACCCAGAAAAAGAAAAGCAAGAAGAAGAAAGCGAAGCAGGGCAGCAUUCCAGGAGACGGCGCUCAGCCAGAGAAACCUGCAGAGAAGCAGCUCCUUCCUUCCCUGGCUUCCCAAGAAAUUCCAAGGAGAAAGGGCGAGGAGCAGCACUUUGUCUCCAGGGUGCCAGAGGCAGAACAUGAAUCCAGCACCGAGGCUGCUGCUGGGCUGGCACGAGGCACAGCCAAGCACAAGGGUGGAAAAGGGAAGGAAACAAUUCCUGGGAAAGACAAAGAAACCCCCAGAGAGGAUCAGGUGCUCCCUGAACAUGGGGGAGCUCGAGAGGUGGUGGAAGGUGACACCAAGGAUGGGCAGGAUUCCUUGGUGGCCCUGAAACGUGAGGAAAGGAGCCUGAGUCUGGAGGAAAGGAUGGCUCAGGAUGACGCCAGGAUGGAAUCCUUGGUGGUCCUGAAACGUGAGGAAAGGAUGGCACAGGAUGACACCAGGAUGGAAACCACCCAGGAUGUGCCCAGCACAGCCACCAUGGCACAGGAGCUGCCCCAGGACUUAAUUAUCACAGAGGAAUGCACAGAAAUUCAGGAAACCUCCGCAAUCCUGGAGCUUGGAGAGGAGGAACAGCACGAGCAAAGAGCUGAGCCCAGAGCAGACCAAGGAGGAGCCCCUGCUCCCCCAAAACCCCAAGAAGAGCCCCCACAGGAGAGGAGCAAGCAGCCAGGCCCAGGUUUGCUCUUACCUGUGAUCGUGGAGGGAGAGAUGCUGGAAACCUCGAGGGAAUCCACGAGGCCGGCCCAGAUCAAGUUCAGCAAGAAGAUGUGUCUGGAGCACGACCAGAGGCUGAUAUCUUAUCUCUCCAUGCUCCGAGACAUCGAGAUGAGAAUCAAACGUGUGCAGCCAGCAGAGCAGAAUUUGGCAGCCCUGCAGGACCUGAGGCAGCAAGCAGAGGCUCUGGGCUCCGAGCUGCAGGAGCUGAGCUUCCCAGUGAAUCAGGAGCUGGAUGCCGUGCAGAGGAUUGUGGCCAACCCCCCUGAAGAGGUCCCUGAGCAGUUACUGAAGGCUUUGGAGAAGGAUGCCAAGAACCUCCACAAAUCUCUGAGCUCUGCAAGUGAGGUCCUGCAGUCCCGGCUGCAAAACCUUCGUGGGGCAGCGGAAGCUGAAAAGGCUAAAAUCCUGGCCCAGCACGAGGCUCUGGAGGGCAGGCUGCAGGAGCUGCUGAGCUGGGUCUGUGGCACCACGGAGUCACUGGAUGACAGAGAUUUCCAGCAGGCCACCGAUGGCAGCAGCUUGAGUCAGUGCCUGCAGCACUACAAGGAGCUGAAGGAGCCCCUUGCUGACACCAAGGCUGAGCUGGACGCCGCUGCCUUUGACAUCCAGCUCCUCAUCUCGGAGCACGCGCAGGAUUUGACCCCGCAGCAGAGCAGGCAGCUGCUGAGGCUGCUCAAUGAGCUGCAGAAAGCCUUCAGGGAGCUGUCAGAGCGUGUGGCAGCACGGCUGGAGGUGCUGCAGCUCUGGCUCCAGCAAGCGGAGCAGAGGGAGCAGGUGAAGACGCUGCAGGAGCAGCAGGCAGCCCGGGCACGGAGCCUGGCCGAGCUGAGCCGCUGGCUGGGCCAGGCUGAGGACACCCUGGCAGAGCAGCAGAGAGCAGAGGGGGACCUGCCCGCCCUCCAGCAGAGGCAGAGCGAUGUUAAGGAGCUGCAGAGGAGCAUGCACAGCAGAGCCGCCUCCUUCGCCGGUGUCCUGAAGAGCACAGAGCAGUUCUUGGAGGAGAACAAGGCCAAGCUGGAGCCUGGGGAGCUGGCAGCGCUGCAGCAGGACCUGCAGCGUGCCAAGGAGCAGUACCAGUCCCUGCAGGAGAGGACAGAGGUGGCCCAGAAGGAGCUGGAGAGUGCUGUGAGUGCUGCAGUGCAGCAGGAGACUGAGAAGGUGAAAGCUGCCAAGGAGCUGGAGGAGAACAGCAAUAAGAUCGAUUCCCUCCUGAGCUGGGUGGCAUCGCUGGAGCAGAGGGCAGAGCUCCCAGAGUACAGACCACACCCUGCCAGCCCAGGCACAGCAAAAAGCACUGGGGAUGCCCCUGAUGGCCACACUGUGGGAGCAGGCAGUGCUGCUGAGAGCCUGGAUGAGCACUACGAGAGGCUGAAGGCUCAGCACCAGGAGCUGCUGUCCCAGCAGCAGGACAUCAUCCUGGCCACGCAGGCAGCACAGGCUUUCCUGGACAAGCAGGGGCCCAGCCUGGCUGGGCAGGAGCAGGAGAGGCUGCAGGCACAGCUGGCGCAGCUGCGGGAGCGGUACCCGGCGUCGCUGGCGCGCGCCGAGGCGCAGCUCAAACGGGUGCAGCUCCUCAGGGAGGAGCUCCACAAGUUCCUGCAGGACCACGGGGAGUUCCAGGCCUGGCUGGAGCAGGCAGAGCAGGAGCUGCAGGGCAUGUACAAGGGGGACAGCGACCCUGCCUCCCUGAGGCAGCUGCUGCGGCGCCAGGGCAGCUUCGCCGAGGAUGUGAUCUCCCACAAGGGGGACCUGCGCUUCGUCACCAUGUCGGGGGAGAAGUUUCUGGAUGGGGAUGCUGGGGGUGAUGAAUCCCAGCUGGUGAUGUCCAGGAGUGUGGUCAAGAGCAAGCUGGAGGACGCCACGCAGAGAUACACCACGCUGCACUCCAAGUGCUCCAAGCUGGGCUCCCACCUGAACACCUUGCUGGAUCACUACCAGCAGUUCCAGGAGGUGGCAGAGUCUCUGAGGACGUGGCUGCAGGAGAGUGAGGCUGCCCUGGGGAAGCUGCUCUCAGAAACGGUUUCCUCAGAUCUGGCCGUGCUGCAGAAGCAGCUUGCCAGCACCAAGCAGCUGCAGGGGGACCUGGCUGAGCACCAGGUGCCAGUGGAGAAGCUGCAGAAAGCAGCUCGGACCCUGCUGGACAUCCAAGGGGAGCCGGCCCCAGACCACGGCCACAUCCAGGAGACAACAGAUGCCAUCGUGAGCCGCUUCCAGAGCCUCUCCCAGCAGAUGUCCGAGCGCUCAGACCUGCUGCAGAAAUCCAUUGCCCAGUCCCAGAGCGUCCAGGAGAGCCUGGAGAGCCUCCUCCAGUCCGUGGCUGAGAUUGAGAAGAGCCUGGAGAAGGAUCAGCCAGCUGUGCUCACCUCUGCCUCCAUCCAGGACUCGCUUGCCACCAGUGUGAAGCUGAAGCAGGACAUUGCCAGGCAGAGGAGCAGCCUGGAGGCCACCAGGGAGAUGGUGACGCGCUUCACCGAGGCCGCCGACAGCCCCGCGGCCUCCACGCUGCAGGACAAGCUGGCCCGGGUGACAGAGCACUUUGGGAGGCUGUGCCAGCAGCAGCAGCAGCGGGAGGACACCCUCAAGGGCCUGCUGCCCAAGGUGGAGCAGUACGAGCAGCUGUGGGAGAAGCUGCAGCAGUUCACGGAGAGCAGGACGCGGCUGCUGGCGUCUGGGAAUCAACCAGACCACGACAUCGCUCACUUCUCCCAGCACAUCCAGGAGCUGAACUCGGAGAUGAGGCAGCACCAGGAGGACCUGGCCACCCUGGAGCACCUGGCCGAGGAGCUGAGCUCCUGUGGCUUCACCCCCAGCUCCUCCCAGCAGCAGGAGAAGCUGCAGAGCCUGAAGAAAGAUUUCCUGCAGCUCCAAAAGGUGGCAAAGGACAGAGAAAAGGAUGCCUCAUCCUGCCAGGAGCAACUGGAUGAGUUUCGGAACCUGGUCGGCGCCGUCAGGAAGUGGCUGAGGGAGACUGAAGGCAAAAUUCCACCUGCUGAGACCUCCCUGGGCACCCAGGAGCUGCAGCAGCGCAGGCAGCAGAUCCAGGAUCUCCUGGAGGAAUGGAAGGGGAAGGGCCCCCAGGUGGAGGAGAUUGGCCGCAGAGGGACCCUCCUGGAGAACCUGAUCGUGGAGAUCACGGCCCCCAACACCCCUCCCAAGGCAGGUGCCCCUCUGCCCACUGCAGGAGGCUCAGGAGGCAGCGUGAACGGAUACCACACCUGCAAAGACCUGACGGAGAUCCAGUGCGACGUGUCGGACGUGAGCCGGCGGUACCAGGCGCUGGGUGCAGCCCUGCAGGAGCGCCUGCAGCAGCUCUCAGCCAUGCUGGACAGCAUGCAGCAGGUGCAGGAGGAGGCCAGCUCCAUGCUCAAGUGGCUGGAGUCCAAGGAAAGGAUGCUGUCCGAGCUGGACGCCUCCUCCUCGCCCACCAAGACGGAGACGAUGAGAGCGCAGGCUGAGCACAACAAGGCAUUUCUGGCUGAGUUGGAACAGAAUUCUGGGAAGAUCCAGAAGGUGAAGGAAGCACUUUCUGGCUUGCUGGAGAAAUAUCCAGAUUCCCCAGAAGCAGCGAACUGGAAGAAGAUGCAGGAAGACCUGAAUUGCAGGUGGGAGAGGGCCAGCCAGGCCACGGCUGCACGGCAGCAGAAGCUGGAGGAGUCAGCGACCCAGCUGGCCACGUUCCAGGCCACUGAGGCCCAGCUGAGGCCCUGGCUGAUGGAGAAGGAGCUGAUGAUGAGCGUGCUGGGCCCCCUCUCCAUCGACCCCAACAUGCUGAACGCUCAGAAGCAGCAGGUGCAGUUUAUGCUGAAGGAAUUCGAAGCUCGCCGGCAGCAGCACGAGCAGCUCAACCAGGCAGCCCAGAGCAUCCUGACUGGGCCUGGGGAUGUCUCCCCAUCCACCAGCCAGGUGCAGGAGGAGCUCCAAGGGGUCAACCAGAAAUGGUCCGAGCUCACCGAGCGCCUCAACUCCCGCUCCAGCCAGAUUGACCAAGCCAUAGUGAAGAGCACCCAGUACCAGGAGCUUCUGCAGGGCCUCUCAGAGAAGGUGAAGGCUGUUGGGCAGCGCCUGAGCAGCCAGUCUGCCAUCAGCACCCAGCCUGAUGCUGUCAAACAGCAGCUGGAGGAGACCAGCGAGAUCCGCUCGGACCUGGAGCAGCUGGAGGAGGAGAUCUCAGAGGCUCAGACCCUCUGUGAUGACCUCUCCGUGCUGAUUGGGGAGCAGUACCUCAAGGAUGAGUUGAGGAAACGUCUGGAGACGGUGGCACUUCCCCUCAAAGGGCUGGAAGAUCUGGCAGCCGACCGGAUGAACCGGCUGCAGACAGCGCUCGCCAGCUCCCAGCAGUUCCAGCACAUGUUUGAUGAACUCAGGACCUGGCUGGAUGACAAAAGGUGCCAGCAAGCCCAGAGCCAGCCCAUCUCCGCUAAGCUGGAGAGGCUGCAGAGCCAAAUCCAGGAGCAAGAAGAGUUCCAGAAGAGCCUCAACCAACACAGCGGCUCCUACGAGAUGAUUGUGGCUGAGGGAGAGUCUUUGCUGCUGUCUGUCCAGCCUGGGGAGGAGAAGACCACUCUGCAGAACCAGCUGGUGAGCCUGAAAACACACUGGGAGGAGCUCAGCAAGCAGGCUGCUGACAGGCACUCCAAGCUCAAGGACUGCUUGCAGAAAGCUCACAAGUACCAGCGGCACGCCGACGACCUCCUGCCCUGGGUGGAGGACUGCAGGGCGAGGAUGGCAGAGCUGGAGGUAACCCUGGAUCCAGUGCAGCUGGAGGCCACUCUCCUGAGGUCCAAGGCCAUGCUGAGUGACGUGGAGAAGCGCAGGUCCCUGCUGGAGAUGCUCAACAGCGCUGCUGACAUCCUGACUGACGCCUCCCAGACGGACGAGGAUGACAUCCGCGAUGAGAAGGCCGCCAUCAACCACAAGAUGGAUGCCAUCACAGAAGAGCUGCAAACCAAGACUGGCUCCAUUGAAGAAAUGUCCCAGAGGCUCAAGGAGUUCCAGGAGAGCUUCAAGAACAUCGAGAAGAAGCUGGAAGGGGCGAAGCACCAGCUGGAGAUCUACGACGCCCUGGGGCCACAAGCCUGCAGCAACAAGAAUUUGGAGAAGCUCAGGGCACAGCAGGAGGUGCUGCAGGCCCUGGAGCCACAGGUGGAUUAUCUGAAAAACCUCACUCAGGGCCUGGUAGAAGAUGCUCCAGAUGGAUCUGACUGCUCCCAGCUCCUCAGCCAAGCUGAGCUGGCUCAGCAGGACUUCAAGGCCGUCAAGCAGAAAGUCAACGAUUGCUGCGCUCUGAUGGAGAACAAGCUGGAAGGGAUCGGCCAGUUCAACAGCAGGGUCAGGGAGAUGUUCUCACAGCUGGCGGACCUGGAUGAUGAGCUGGACAGCAUGGGCCCCAUCGGGAGAGACUCUGACAGCCUCCAGUCCCAGGCCGAGGACGUCCGCGCCUUCCUGGGCAAGCUGCACCGGCUGAAAGGCGACAUCGAAUCCUCCGAGAGCGAGUGCAAGAAAAUGCUGGAGGACGAGGGCAGCCCCGACCUGCUGGGGCUGAAGAGGGAGCUGGAGACGCUGAGCAAGCAGUGCAGCAAGCUGACGGAGAGGGGCAGGAACCGGCAGGAGCAGGUGGAGACCACGCUGUCGCGCGUGGAGGACUUCUACAGCCGCCUGAAGGAGCUGAGCCUCAUGACCACGGCGGCCGAGGAGAACGAGGCCCUGCAGUGGGUGGUGGGCACAGAGGUGGAGACCAUCAACCAGCAGCUGGCAGACUUCAAGCAAUUCCAGAAGGAGCAAGUGGAUCCCCUCCAGCUAAAGCUACAGCAAGUCAAUGGAGUUGGUCAGGGACUCAUCCAAAGCGCCGGGAAAAACUGUGAUGUCCAAGGGCUGGAGCACGACAUGGAAGAAAUCAACACCCGCUGGAACACCCUCAACAAGAAGGUGGCCCAGCGAGUGGCCCAGCUGCAGGAGGCCCUGUUGCACUGCGGGAAGUUCCAGGAUGCCCUGGAGCCACUGCUGAGCUGGCUGGCGGACACCGAGGAGCUCAUCUCCAACCAGAAACCUCCCUCUGCCGAGUACAAGGUGGUGAAAGCCCAGAUCCAAGAGCAGAAGCUGCUCCAGCGCCUCCUGGACGAUCGCAAGGCCACGGUGGAGAUGAUCCAGGCGGAGGGCGACCGCAUCGCGCAGUCGGCCGAGCCCGCGGACCGCGACAAGAUCGUGGGGCAGCUGGAGAGCCUGGCACGGCGCUGGGCAGGGCUGCUGGGCAGGGCAGCUGCCAGGCAGAAGCAGCUGGAGGAUAUCUUGGUGCUGGCAAAGCAGUUCCACGAAACCACAGAGCCCGUGUCCGACUGGCUGUCGGUGACAGAGAAGAAAUUGGCCAACUCUGAGCCCAUUGGCACCCAGACUGCCAAAAUCCAGCAGCAGAUCAGCCGCCACAAGGCUCUCGAGGAGGACAUAGAGAGCCACUCCAGCGACGUGUCGCGGGCGCUGGGGGUCGGGCAGUCGCUGUCCCGGCUGAGCUGUGCUGCUGAGCAGAGGCUGCUGGCAGAGAGAUUAGAGGCUCUGCAGAGCCGCUACGGCGAGGUCCGCGAGCGGUGCGGCCGCAAGGCAGCCCUGCUGGACCAGGCCCUGGCCAACGCCAGGAUUUUUGGGGAGGAGGAGGUGGAAGUGCUCAACUGGCUGGCUGAGGUGGAGGACAAGCUGGGCUCAGUGUCCGUAAAGGAUUUCAAACGGGACGUCCUGCAGAAGCAGCAUGCCGACCAGCUGGCUCUGAAUGAGGAAAUUGUGAACAGGAAGAAGAACGUGGACCAAGCCAUUAGAAAUGGGCAAGCUCUCCUGAAGCAAACCACAGGGGAGGAGGUGCUGCUGAUCCAGGAGAAGCUGGACGGAAUCAAGACGCGCUACUCCGACAUCACCGCCGCCAGCUCCAAGGCCCUGCGCACGCUGGAGCAGGCACGGCAGCUGGCCACCAAAUUCCAGUCCACCCACGAGGAGCUCACGGGGUGGAUGAGCAAGGUGGAGGAGGAGCUGGCCUCCAGCGGGGCGCAAUCCCCUGCUGGAGAGCAGAUCCCCCAGUUCCAGCAGCGGCAAAAGGAGCUGAAGAAGGAGGUGAUGGAGCACAGGCUGGUCCUGGACACGGUGAACGAGGUGAGCAGGGCUCUGCUGGAGCUGGUUCCCUGGAGAGCCCGGGAGGGGCUGGACAAGCUGGUGUCGGACACCAACGAGCGCUACAAGCUGGUCAGUGACACCAUCAGGCAGAGGGUGGAGGAGAUCGAUGCUGCUAUCCAGAGGUCUCAGCAGUACGAGCAGGCAGCUGAUGCAGAGCUGGCCUGGGUGGCUGAGACCAAGAGGAAGCUGAUGGCCCUGGGUCCCAUCCGCCUGGAGCAGGACCAGACAACGGCCCAGCUGCAGGUGCAGAAGGCGUUUUCCAUCGACAUCAUCCGGCACAAGGACUCCAUGGACGAGCUCUUCAGCCAGCGCCACGAGAUCUUUGGCACCUGUGGAGAGGAGCAAAAAGCUGUUCUCCAGGAGAAAACCGAGUCCCUGGUGCAGCAGUACGAGGCUGUGAGCCAGCUCAACUCGGAGCGUUACGCCCGCUUGGAGCGUGCCCAGGUGCUGGUGAACCAGUUCUGGGAGACCUACGAGGAGCUGAACCCAUGGAUUGAGGAGACCCAGGCCCUCAUCUCCCAGCUGCCACCCCCAGCCAUCGACCACGAGCAGCUCAAGCAGCAGCAGGAUGACAUGAGGCAACUGCGAGAGUCCAUCGCUGAACACAAACCUCACAUCGACAAGCUGCUGAAAAUCGGGCCCCAGCUCAAGGACCUCAACCCCGAGGAAGGGGAGAUGGUGCAGGAAAAAUACUCCAGGGCUGAAGCCUUGUAUGCCAAAAUCAAGGAGGAGGUUUGCCUGCGAGCCCUGGCGCUGGACGAGGCGUUCUCACAGUCCACCCAGUUCCACGACAAGAUCGAGCCCAUGCUGGAGAGCCUGGAGAGCCUCUCGUCCCGCCUGCGGCUGCCGCCCCUGAUCCCCGCCGAGGUCGACAAGAUCCGCGAGUGCAUCAGCGAGAACAAGAACUCCACCGUGGAGCUGGAGAAGCUGCAGCCCUCCUUUGAGGCCCUCAAACGCCGUGGGGAAGAGCUCAUCGCCCGCUCCCAGGGAGCAGACAAGGACCUGGCAGCCAAAGUCAUCCAGGACAAGCUGGAUCAGAUGGUUUUCUUCUGGGAAGACAUCAAAGCUCGGACCGAGGAGCGCGAGAUGAAGUUCCUCGAUGUCCUGGAGCUUGCAGAGAAGUUCUGGUACGACAUGGCAGCGCUCCUGACGACCAUCAAGGACACCCAGGACAUUGUCCACGACCUGGAGAGCCCAGGCAUUGACCCCUCCAUCAUCAAGCAGCAGGUGGAAGCAGCAGAGACCAUCAAGGAGGAGACAGACGGGUUGCACGAGGAGCUGGAGUUCAUCCGCCUCCUGGGGACUGAUCUCAUCUUUGCCUGCGGUGAGACUGAGAAGCCAGAAGUGAAGAAGAGCAUUGACGAGAUGAACAACGCGUGGGAAAACCUGAACAAGACGUGGAAGGAGAGGCUGGAGAAGCUGGAGGAAGCCAUGCAGUCAGCUGUGCAGUACCAGGACACACUCCAGGCCAUGUUUGACUGGCUGGACAACGCUGUGAUCAAACUGUGCAACAUGUCCCCCGUGGGCACCGACCUGAGCACGGUCAAGGAGCAGAUGAACGAGAUGAAGGAGUUUAAAAUGGAGGUUUACCAGCAGCAGAUUGAGAUGGAAAAGCUUAAUCACCAAGGUGAACUGAUGCUAAAAAAGGCUACGGAUGAGACAGACAGAGACAUCAUCAAGGAGCCACUGACAGAGCUCAAACACCUCUGGGAGAACUUGGGCGAGAAAAUUGCUCACAGACAGCACAAGCUGGAAGCCGCCCUGCUGGCCCUGGGCCAGUUCCAGCACGCCCUGGCAGAGCUGAUGGCCUGGCUCACCCACACCGAGGAGCUGCUGGAUGCCCAGAAACCCAUCAAUGGGGACCCUAAAGUCAUCGAGGUGGAACUUGCAAAGCACCACGUGCUGAAGAAUGAUGUGCUGGCCCACCAAGCAACCGUGGAGACAGUGAACAAAGCAGGGAAUGAGCUGCUGGAGUCGAGUGCAGGGGACGAUGCCAGCAGCCUGCGGAACCGCCUGGAGAAGCUGAAUUCCUGCUGGGAAUCUGUGCUGCAGAAAACAGAGGAGAGGGAGCAGCAGCUGCAGUCCACCCUCCAGCAGGCUCAGGGUUUCCAUGGUGAGAUUGAAGACUUCCUCCUGUGGCUAACGAGGAUGGAGAGCCAAUUGUCGGCCUCAAAACCCACGGGAGGUCUGCCAGAAACUGCCCGGGAACAGCUCAAUGCCCACAUGGAGCUCUACAGCCAGCUCAAAGCCAAGGAGGAUGUCUACAGCCAGCUGCUGGCCAAGGGGAGGCUGAUGCUGCUCAACCGUGAUGAUUCCGGCUCCAGCUCCAAGACAGAGCAGAGCGUGGCCCUGCUGGAGCAGAAAUGGACUCUGGUCAGCACCAAGAUGGAGGAGAGAAAGGCGAAGCUGGAGGAGGCAUUGGCCCUGGCCACGGACUUCCAGAACUCCCUGCAGGAUUUCAUCAACUGGCUGACGCUGGCUGAGCAGAGCCUGAACAUUGCACCACCGCCCAGCCUCAUCCUGGCCGCGGUGCUGGCCCAGAUCGACGAGCACAAGGUGUUCGCCAACGAGGUGAACGCGCACCGCGACCGCAUCAUCGAGCUGGACCAGACUGGCAACCAGCUGAAGUUCCUCAGCCAGAAGCAGGACGUGGUGCUGAUCAAGAACCUGCUGGUCAGCGUCCAGUCCCGCUGGGAGAAGGUGGUGCAGCGCUCGGUGGAGAGGGGACGGGCUCUUGAUGAUGCCAGGAAGAGAGCCAAGCAGUUCCACGAAGCCUGGAAGAAGCUGAUCGAUUGGCUGGAGGAUGCAGAGAAUCACCUGGACUCAGAGCUGGAGAUCUCCAAUGACCCUGACAAAAUCAAGCUGCAGCUCUCCAAACACAAGGAGUUCCAGAAGACCCUGGGUGGGAAGCAGCCUGUGUAUGACACCACCAUCAGGACAGGCAGAGCCCUCAAAGAAAAAGCCUUGCUUCCAGAUGACACUCAAAAACUGGACAAUUUGCUGGGAGAAGUCAGGGAUAAAUGGGACACAGUGUGUGGGAAAUCCGUGGAAAGGCAGCACAAGCUGGAGGAGGCCCUUCUGUUCUCUGGGCAGUUCAUGGAUGCUCUGCAGGCUCUGGUGGAUUGGCUCUACAAGGUGGAGCCCCAGUUAGCUGAGGACCAGCCUGUCCACGGGGACCUGGAUCUGGUCAUGAACCUGAUGGAUGCUCACAAGGUGUUCCAGAAGGAGCUGGGGAAGCGCACGGGGACGGUGCAGGUGCUGAAGCGCUCGGGCCGGGAGCUCAUCGACAACAGCCGCGACGACACCACCUGGGUGAAGGUGCAGCUGCAGGAGCUCAGCAACCGCUGGGACACGGUGUGCAAGCUGUCUGUGUCCAAACAGACCCGCCUGGAGCAGGCCCUCAAGCAGGCUGAGGAGUUCAGGACAGCCGUGCACAUGCUGCUGGAGUGGCUCUCGGAGGCAGAGCAGUCCCUGCGCUUUCGGGGAGCGCUGCCCGACGACGCCGAGGCCCUGCAAGCCCUCAUUGAUGCCCACAAGGAGUUCAUGAAGAAAGUGGAGGAGAAGAGGGUGGACGUGAACGCGGCGGUGGGGAUGGGCGAGGUCAUCCUGGGCGCCUGCCACCCCGACUGCAUCACCACCAUCAAGCACUGGAUCACCAUCAUCCGGGCCAGGUUUGAGGAGGUUCUCACAUGGGCCAAGCAGCACCAGCAGAGGCUGGAGUCAGCACUUUCCGAGCUGGUGGCCAAUGCAGAGCUUCUGGAGGAGCUCCUGGCUUGGAUCCAGUGGGCUGAGACCACCCUGAUCCAGCGGGACCAGGACCCCAUCCCCCAGAAUAUUGAUCAGGUCAAGGCGCUCAUCUCCGAGCACCAGUCCUUUAUGGAGGAGAUGACACGGAAGCAGCCAGACGUGGACCGGGUGACAAAAACCUACAAAAGAAAAGCGACUGAGCCUCCCCACGGGCCCUUCAUCGACAAAUCCCGCGGCAACAGGAAAUGCUUGGGGCAGGCUGCUCCCCCCAGCAUGCCCAUCAUCUCCCAGUCAGAAACGAAGAAUCCCAGGAUAAACCAGCUCUCAGCACGCUGGCAGCAGGUCUGGCUGCUGGCCCUGGAGAGGCAGAGGAAGCUCAACGAUGCCCUGGACAGGCUGGAGGAGUUGAAGGAGUUUGCAAACUUCGAUUUUGACGUGUGGAGGAAGAAGUACAUGCGCUGGAUGAACCACAAGAAGUCGCGGGUGAUGGAUUUCUUCCGGCGCAUCGACAAGGACCAGGACGGGAAAAUCACGCGGCAGGAAUUCAUCGACGGCAUCCUGGCUUCCAAAUUCCCCACCACCAAGCUGGAGAUGACGGCGGUGGCCGAUAUCUUUGACCGCGACGGUGACGGCUACAUCGACUACUACGAGUUUGUGGCUGCCCUCCAUCCCAACAAGGACGCCUACAGACCCACCACUGACGCUGACAAGAUCGAGGAUGAGGUCACCAGGCAAGUGGCCCAGUGCAAGUGUGCCAAGAGAUUCCAAGUGGAGCAGAUCGGCGAGAACAAAUACCGGUUCUUCCUCGGCAAUCAGUUCGGAGACUCCCAGCAGCUGCGGCUGGUCCGGAUCCUGAGGAGCACGGUCAUGGUCCGUGUGGGAGGAGGAUGGAUGGCCCUGGAUGAGUUUCUAGUGAAGAAUGACCCGUGCAGAGCACGAGGCAGGACCAACCUGGAGCUGCGGGAGAAGUUCAUCCUGCCCGAGGGAGCCUCGCAGGGGAUGACCCCGUUCCGCUCGCGGGGCCGCCGCUCCAAACCCUCGUCCAGAGCAGCCUCCCCGACCAGGUCCAGCUCCAGUGCCAGCCAGAGCAACCACAGCUGCGCCUCCAUGCCCUCCUCUCCUGCCACCCCAGCCAGCGGAGCCAAGACUCCACACCACUUCUCCCGAUGUUAUGACAAACCCUGGUUGAUAAACAGUAAAGCGAGCACCCCCCUGAGGGGAAUCGAUUAUUCCGACUUCCAGCUCCCCAGCACUGAGGUGACCCCCUCGGCGGGCAGCAAGCUGAAGCGCCCCACGUUCCACUCCAGCAGGACCUCCCUGGCUGGGGACACCAGUAACAGCUCCUCCCCAGCCUCCACAGGUGCCAAAACCACCCGGGCAGACCCCAAGAAGGCCGCCAGCCGCCCCACGAGCCGCGCCGGGAGCCGCACGGGCAGCAGGGCCAGCAGCCGGCGGGGCAGCGACGCCUCCGACUUCGACCUGCUGGAGACGCAGUCGGCGUGCUCGGACACCUCGGAGAGCAGCGCGGCCGGCGGGCAGGGCUCCCGCCGCGGCGCCGCCAAGCCCUCCAAAAUCCCCACCAUGUCCAAGAAAACCACCCCGAAAACGCCCGGCCCCAAGAGAUAAUACUGUACCCGCCGCCCUCCCUGGGGAGAGGAAGGAAAAGCAGACAUACAAACAGAAAAAACAAAAAAAAGCACCCAACCUGUGUCCACUUUUUAACCCUACAUUGGAUGUAUAUUUAUUCUAAAUGGGAGAAACUAUAUUGUUAAAAGUGUAAAAGAAAAGUUGUGUUAUGAAGCUGCCUUAUUUGGAUUAUUUCUUCUUGGGUUUUUUUUUUGGUUUAUGGUUUUGUUUUGUUUUUUUUUUCUUUUUUGUAAGUUACUAUUUUCAUGUGAAUAUUUAUGUAGAUAAAAAAAAAAAAAAUUUGCCUCUCGGUGACCCCCCUGUUUAGAGAGGGGCCUGGAAAACUGAAAUGUGGGAGAGAAAGAAAAAAAAAAUCAAGAAAAAGAUUAAAAAAAAAAAGGAAGCAAAAAAAAAAAAAGGUCAAGAUGUGAAAGUGUAAAGAAAAACUAAAAUAUAAAUAGGAUUUCUGCGCGGUGCAGGGUGUGAACCUGCUUUAUCUUUUAGGAUUGUUUCCUAAAUGCAUCUUUAUAAACUUAACUUGCUGUCUCAGCAAGGUAAAUUAUAUUUAAAAGCAAAGACCUGAAUCCUGCAGUGUUCAAGGAACUCUCUUUUUGUAAAUCACAGAUACCUCAACCAGAGAAACAUGAGGUGAGGGGACUUGGGGCUUAUGUUUCCAUUUUUUUUAAAGCUAUGUGGUUUUAUCUGAAGAAAGCGGAGUUUGACUUUAAUAAAAUUUGCACACACUACAGCAAAGGCCGUGACAAUUUUGCUGUCUUGAAAAUACUGUCCUGACAACUUUGUUUUUAAAGAACAAACCGAGGGUGAAGGGUUUGGGGAGGGGUUUCAGGAGGGGCUUCACCCAUGCAGGGUAGGAUUGCAGGUCUGGAUCACUGGGAUGCAUCCCUUAGAGGUGGUGGGCCCUCCAAAAUCAAGGAAUCUUCUGGAUUGAUGGCUUAACCAGCCCUUACACAAUCACUGUUUUAUCUGCAUCUCUCUUUUGUUUUCCUAUUUAUUAUUUAACUGGUCAUUCCACUUCCAGCCAGGCUGAGAUUGAUGUGAACUCUGCUCCUAGGAGAAAUCUGGACUUACACGCACAGUUGCUUGUCCUUGAAAUGAGUCUCACCAGCACACUCGCUGCAAGUCCUGUCUCGCUUUUGUACGCUCCUUUUUCUUUGUAAUAAAAUCCAACUUGACCAAGUGACCAGGAGACGAGGGCUCUGCACAGCUCCUGUAUUUAUUAAAUAUUGUUCCUCUCCGGCUCUGACCGUGUUGCUGUGUGAUUCUCUCAAUUGGUUUCAAAUUGAGGCAAAACCGAAGCUCUACCAAUGAAUUGUUUAAAAGAACCAGACACAUUUUUGUAUUAAAAUUGCUUGCGGUAAUAAACAAUCUUGCCUCCUGCUUUA